CACACUCAGAUGCACACACGCAGAAAAGAGUAGAAAGCCAGAGAGGAGAACUGCGGCGGCAAGAUGGGGAUAUUCUGCCUGCAUGGGCUCUGUCGCUAAGGCGUCCGGAGUUCAGCCACUGUGCGUGUGUGUGUGUGUGUGUGUGCGUGUGUGUGUGUAUGCAUGUAUGAGUGAGUGUGAGCCCCUGCCGACGCCGAGCGGAGAAGGAAAGGGGAGAGCGGGUGAAGAGGAGGAAAGGAGAGGGGGAGUGUUGACUCUGACUGGGGCUUAGAGGAACCUCACGCCACUGGAUCAGAGGACGCCGAUGUGCAACAACUACCCCAACUACUGCUGCUGCUGCUCUGCCUGCGUGCCGCUGCCAGCCUGUCCACUUAACUUCUGCCAUGGCAUAGCUUCUUCUUCCAGCUCGCCUCUAAUCCACUAAGGAAAAGGGCAUGUAUGGGCACAACCAGGGAUCUAGGCUAACGCAUCCUUUCCGUCAGUAAUUCACAGUCUGAGGAAACAUGGUGAGCAAGGAGGGUGGCAAAUGCAUGCUCACCAACUCAGAGUCUGACUCGGAGGCAGCACCCUUGCCCUCCACCUCACUGGCACUGGAGGUGAAGUAUUCCCUGGAAGCCAGUCGACAAGUGAGGAAGAGAAACAAGGCCCUGCAAGUGCGUUUCAAGGAUAUCUGUGAGGCACAGAACGAGCAAAGGGAGGCCGAGUUGCAGGCAGCGCGGAAAAGUGGCAAGCCAAUCUCCUACAAAGCAGCGUACCGCAAGUACAUGACUGUCCCUGCCCGCAGAUCCAUCCCAAAUGUCACAAGGAGCACGGGUGUGCAAACUUCCCCUGACUUGAAGAAACGAUAUCAGACCUUUCCAUUUGAGCGCAAGAAAGGCCACACCUUUAAACACGUGGCGGCCGUGGAAACUUAUAAAGGUCAGAAUAACGGUUUUGUCAUGGAAGUAAAGCAGUCCAAGGCUGCGGAGCAGGGUUUAGAUGAGGAGGAGGAGGGAGCCUGCAGGGGGAGUGGAGUCCGGAGGACCAGGGCUCUGCUCCAUACUAAUGAGUGCAUUGCCACAGUGGAGCAGCACAGUGCACCUGAUGGCCUGUGCUCUGACGCUCUGCUGCUUAGUUGCUCUGCAGACACAGACUGCCUUGCAGACACACAGAGACGAAGCGGAGCUGGAGCACAGGCAGAGUACCAGCUCUGCAGUGUCCCAUCCAAAGCCACGACAGGUUUACAACACAGGGAGCCCGAUACAGACCGCUUGGCCAAGAGGCAGCUGCUCAAUCUGGAGGAGGGCUCGUCCCGAACCCUGCCGGACAGGACCUCCAAGGUUACGGGCCCCAUCUCCUGGAACUCCCUUACACAGGUGGAGUGCCUGGACAGUCCGUCUGUGCGGAGCAAGCGGAAGAAAGCCCUGCAGCUCAACGGGCUGCAGAGUGAGACACUACCCCGUUCCAGCAGAGGCUGUACAACGCAGGCACAGUGCCAUACUGGACAGUUAUCUGCCCGGCCUCUACGGGGCAUGGAGGAGCCUUUGACACCAUGCAGAGGCGGCGAGGCUGGUGGGGCACUGCCUGACCAAACACAGGAGGCCUGCAAGCAAAUUGUGCCUAUGAAUCAGGACGGGGAUGUUAAAGCACAGCUCCAGGCCAUGGAAAAUCUCAUCAGCUCCAGCCAAGAGACCAUCAAAGUGCUGCUGGGGGUCAUCCAGGAACUGGAGAAGGGGGAGGCCCACAGAGAAGGACUCUCCUAUCGAACCGGACAGGACACGGCCAACUGUGACACAUGCCGGAACAGCGCAUGCAUUAUUUACAGUGUGGAGCUUGACUUCAAGCAGCAGGAGGACAAGCUGCAUCCGCUGAUGAUGAGGCUUUGCCCUACGGAGGAUGGCCACUUUGCCUCCCUGCCUUACCCCCAGGAGGCCUUCACAUCCACUCCAAAACGCAAGUCCAAAGCAGACUCCAAGAAGCAUGCUCGCUGGAAACUUUGGUUCCUGUGAAAACACAGAGGACCGUCUCCCCACUACUGAUGCACAGGAUAUACGUUUCUGGAUCGUCAUUCAUUUUUGUUCGGUUUAUCCAUCAUCUUUUGUUUAAUCACAUCUCCCUGGCUUUUUUCAGACCUGGUAACCAGUAUUAAUGGAGAGAUCCACCACUGGAUACUGAUUCCCUUCUCAGAGAUGACAGGAUUUGUAAUGGGACACACAUGUGGAUUCCAUGGAAAAUUCAAAAUGUCAUGCUUACCAAAAAUGGAAUCAGAGUUAUUUUUCAACUAAUUUCUUCAAACAGGGUGUGAAAUUACAGCAGGGCAACACAUUUGGAGAUCAGCAAGGUGAGAAGAUGAAUUUGAUAUCCCUCUGUCUAUUUGCAUAUAUUUUUCUAGCUGACGUCAACGGAGGCCUAUUCUGUGAUAAUGGUUUAGUUGUCGUCACAUUUCUAUUCACCAGUUGGGACUUUGUCUUUCUUCCCAGCCUCCAGGAGAGGUUGGCAAUUCAACCACAAUGCUCUGAGGUCUACAUAAACAGCAUAUCACCGUACUGCAAAGCACAAUUUACACUGUUCAGGAUACAUUUUCUCCAGAGGAAUGAAAAAGAACUAUUUUGAGUAAUAACUCACACAUGUAGAUCACCCACUGACCAUGACUGAUUGAAGACGUUCAAAACAUCUAAAGAAGAGACUAAAAGGACAAAGAAGUCAGAGAUGUGUAUUGGAGCUCUAUGAUCAACUUUCUAUCCAUCUCUAAAAUGUCUCCUUGAGUCAUCUGACUUUGAAGUAAAGAAUGAAUAAAUAACACUUAUUUUCUUAAUAACAUUUGCAAAGUUAGAUGUCAAUGUAAUUUUUUCUAUCUAAAUAUAUAAAUAUAUACAUUCACUUUAAGGUUUAGUGGGAAAUAUUCAUUUGAGCUGCAGUGAUGGGGGCUGUGCAAUUAAAAAACUACAGUGCAUAGGAACAUUUCUGAUUCUUAAUUCCUCUUUAUAAAAUAAACUUAGUUCUUACUAACCUCACAGUGCACAUGGUCAUUGAAGUCCAAUACUCUAAAGUAAGUUUAGGCAAUCAAACUUCAUCAGUAUAAAAGUAUAGGGUGUUCUGGCUCUACUAAUAAGUUUAAAUAUACUUUAUUGUUUCAGUCACGAAACCAAGUAUAUUACAUAAUUGUUGGUUCUUAGCACAUGUGAGCGGUACCAGAAGAUAGCUGUGAUUGUAUUGCUGCAGUACCCUGCAUCAGCUACUUAAUUAGCUACUGAAACCAAGCCGGAAAGUCUGAAUGUGCUACUUCUGAUCACAACCAGGGCUUCUACAGUGCAGGGUGGCAGGCGUGUAGCCUUGCAUGCUUUUUACAACAAUCGGAUUUUGCAGGAUAUUUUCUAGCUUUUAAAGAAACAUUUUUAAAGAGAAUUACAAAAAAAGUUUUUGUUUUCCCUCUCCCUUUGUUUUAUUACUAACUCCUCCUCAUUGCUUCCCAUCUAUUCAACUUUAAAGUAAAAUCUCAUGUAGUACUUGUACAGCCCAAAUAUUUGCAUUUACUAUAUACAAAUAUAUAGUAUAGCAUUAAAUAGGGCUGAUACUAUUUUAUUGGGUGGGAAAGCAGCCAGAAUCUAAAAGAAAACAUUACGUUAACAGCGCCUGCGAAGGCAUGAAAUCGAAGUCACUCUGAAAAAAACACUGCCGCAAAACACAAGAAAGGCGCCAAAGUGGUUUCAAGGUCAUAAAAAAAGCAUCUUUAUCUACUGUCAAAACAAUAAGUUGCAAACUACUAGACAUCACUGGUUUGACCUUCACAAGCUCUAACAUGCUGCUUCCUGUUGGCUACGUGACUCACACCUCCACUCUUGUACAUGCAGAGUAGGUUUCUUUCCGUAGUUGCUGUAGCAUCGAGAGAGAAAUAGUUGUUUAUCUGUACCUUAAUGAAGUGCCAUUGAUUUAAAAUGUGCAAUACUAUGUAUUUUAUACUGUUAUUUUU
Messenger RNA from Etheostoma cragini (Arkansas darter), 3949 nucleotides. Its product is annotated as inhibitory synaptic factor 2A. Gene Ontology annotation, biological process: inhibitory postsynaptic potential. Gene Ontology annotation, cellular component: postsynaptic density. The record is from RefSeq and is a predicted model, not a curated record. Bases 504 to 1988 code for a protein of 494 amino acids. Lineage: Eukaryota; Metazoa; Chordata; Actinopteri; Perciformes; Percidae. The transcript has 4 exons.